This is a messenger RNA of Pelmatolapia mariae (spotted tilapia), 2743 nucleotides long. Its product is annotated as zinc finger protein 664-like. Lineage: Eukaryota; Metazoa; Chordata; Actinopteri; Cichliformes; Cichlidae. Gene Ontology annotation, biological process: regulation of transcription by RNA polymerase II. Bases 96 to 1463 code for a protein of 455 amino acids. The transcript is spliced from 2 exons. Gene Ontology annotation, molecular function: RNA polymerase II cis-regulatory region sequence-specific DNA binding; DNA-binding transcription factor activity, RNA polymerase II-specific. The record is from RefSeq and is a predicted model, not a curated record.
AGAGCGUUUGUCGUGUUGUACUGUGUGAGCUGAGUGUGUGAGCUGUGUGUGUGAGCUGAGUGUGUGAGCUGAGUGUGUGAGCUGUGGCAGUAACAAUGCCUUCAGUUCAGUCUCUGAGAGAGUUUAUCAACGAGCGACUAACUGCUGCUGCUGAACAAAUAUUCUUGGAGUUUGAAAAAACGAUCGUCCAGUACGAGGAAGAGAUCGACCGUCAGCGCAGACUGCUGGAUAUCACCUGCAAACCCCAAAUCAAGCUGCACAGGACAGACGUCCCACAGCAGCCUGUCUGUAAGGAGGAGGAGGUUCUCAUUGAGCUGCAGCUCUGUGACCGGGAGGAACCAGAACCUCCACAGAUUAAAGAGGAACAGGAGGAACUGUGCAGCAGUCAGGAGGGAGAGCAGCUGGGACUGAAGGAGGAGACCAAUACCUUCAUGGUGACUGCUGCUGAGGAAGGAGACCACAGUGAACCAGACAAUGAUCGGCUCAUCACUAAUAACUCCCCUCUUGCUGAGAGCCAAGAUCAGGGAAGAAGCAGGAGUGCAGAUCCAGGAUCAACGAAAAAUCCAAACAGAAGUAAAAAUGCAGAAAGCUCUCCUUCGUCAGAGAGUCGGUCCAGUACUGGUGCAGGUACAAAGUCGUUAAAGUGUGAUGUCUAUGAACAAACCUUUAUGCAUGAGUCCCAAAUGACUUUACAUAACAGAGCUCACACAGGUGAGAAGCUACAUGUUGGUAACUCUGCUGGGAAAAGUUUUAAUCAGAACGGUGCUGUGUUGGAGCACGUGAGAGUUUAUGCAGGUAGAAAUCUCUGUAAGACUUGUGGUAAAAUGUUUUCUAGCCCAUCAGCACUUAGAAGGCAUACACAGAUCCACACAGGUGAGAAGCCAUAUUCCUGUAAAACAUGUGGGAAAAACUUUCGUCGAACUUGUCAUUUGACCAGCCACAUGAGAUCUCACACAGGUGAGAAGCCGUAUUCUUGUGAAACAUGUGGUAAAAAGUUUUGCAGGUCAUCGUCACUUAAAGAACACGCACGAUUUCACUCAGGUGAGAAGCCGUACUCUUGUGAAACAUGUGGAAAAAGGUUUUGCAGGUCAUCUUCACUUAAUCAACACGCACGAUUUCACUCAGGUGAGAAGCCGUACUCUUGUCAAACAUGCGGUAAAAGGUUUUCCAGGUCAUCGUCACUUAAAGAACACGCACGAUUUCACUCAGGUGAGAAGCCGUACUCUUGUCAAACAUGCGGUAAAAGGUUUUCCAGGUCAUCGUCACUUAAACAACAUGUGCUGCUCCACUCAGGUGAGAAGCCGUACUCUUGCAAAACAUGCGGGAAAAGUUUUCGUCACAAUAAAAGUUUGUUUUUCCACAUAAGAACUCACACAGUUGAGAGGUCACAUGUUGGUAACACCUCCAGUAAAAAGUUUUCAAAUUCAACAUCACUUAAAAAACACACAAAUUCAUUCAGGUAAAUAGCUGCAUUCCUGCAAAACGUGGGAAAAGUUUAAAUUCUCAUUUGACUAGCCACGUAAAUGUUGAACAUCAGCUAUUUUCUCCUGCUGAGAGCUCACACAGGUGAGAAACUAGUCUUAACAUAUUUUUAGAAAAGGUCAAAUAUUUGGAGCCAAGUUUGACACAAAUGUACAAAUUCAUGCUGGUUCAAAUGUUUUUGCUUUUGGCUUGAAAACCUAUUCAGACUUCUACAAUGAUUGUUUGACUGUAUUACAUGUCGCAAUGUGUGAACUAAAUCUGAUGAUACCUAUCAUGUUCAAGCUUUUUCAUUCGUCAGGGAAAAUAUGAUAAAUCUUUUUUUGAAAUUGAUGGCAGCAACAGCUCUCAAAAAAGGUUUGACAGAGGAUUCAAGCGGCUCAGCAGUCCCCCGGGUCUUUGUUGUGUUUUUGGUUUUCUGAUGCUCCAGAGGUUUCAGUUGGUGAAAGGUCUGGACUGCAAUAGGGCUGCGACUAAAGAUUACUUUGGUAGGCGACUAAUCUGGCAAUUUGUCUUUGAUUAGUCAACGAUUAUUUCAAUAAAUCUUGUCUCCGCUUCCUGUUUGAAGACUUCCUGUUCUAGGCUUUAGUGCCUCACCUGCUCAGGUCUGCCCACCUGUGAGUAUCACCCUCUUGUCUCGUCCCGCAGAAAAUUAAAACAAUGAUCCAGGAGACAUAUGAAUUUGAAAAUAAUCAAAUGUAUUUUUAACAUCGAUACUUAAAUAUUUAGGUCUAUUUUACUCAGUAGGACUGUACAAAUAAAAAUGAAAUAAAUACAAAUAUUAAGCAAUAUGAAUUAAAGUUCUAGUAGUAUUUAAACCAAAAAUUCAGCUUUAAAGUAAAUUUAAAAAAAAAAGAUUUUGUUUUCCAGUCCAAAAUAAGUUUCCAAAGUUUACAGAUGAUUCUGUUUUGCUGUUCGCACUGCCUUCUUCUUCGUUAGUAUUGAGUGCAGUCUUGGCAGACAACAUAGGUGACACUGCCCCCACAGCUUCCUGUAGUGUGUUUUAGUUUAAAUAAAAAAUAAAAACAAAAACAUUUAUGUGGUUUUAAGAUGUGACAAGAAAUUUCUAUGUCAGUGUCAUCGAUUAUGUCGACGAAUCAUUGUAGCCCUACAAAUUAACCUCACUGUUUUCAAAAUGCUCCUCCACCUGUUUUCUUUAGCACCACUUAAUUCUUCAGCCUUUGUUGUUCCAUCUUGAAACAUCUCGCUGCAUUAAAGUCAAAACAAGUUCAUAUUUUUCUUAAAAUUGUAGAUUUUUUCCACA